AUGACUGCUGCAGCCAUGCAAACACCCGCCAUCCCGCCCCGUCCUGUCAAGGACAAGGACGAUUUAUCACCUCCCAAGAUUCCUCCCCGUCCUAGCAAGCGUUUCGACCGCUCGAUAUCCCCCAACCCCGACCGCUUCGCCCCGUCACCGUUCAACGAGGGUAUCCCCCAAAAGAGCCCCAAGACUCUCCGCUUCAGCCCCAACGACAAUGCCCAGGAGCAGGACCCCAUUGACCGCUCCGGCAGCGUCCCAAUGCCCUCCAUCGGUCAGGAGGGUCUCGAAUACAGCUCUAUCGCCAACGAGCUCAAGGCUGAAGAGGAGGAGACUGGAGAGAAGCCCCAAGCUGCUGCACCUGAACAAACUCGCACUGUUGCCAAAGACCUGAAGCUUCAUGCCCCCAAGCCGUCGCUUCCUGCCCACAGCGCCAAGCAGCGCGUCCAGGCCGUCACCCGCACCGACUCUGACAAGGCCGCCUCUUUCGGCAUUGGCCGUCCCACCUCUCGCGACGGUGUCAAGAAGAAGGCCAGCACAAGCUUUUCGGCCAGCGAAGGCCGACCCGAGAUUGAGGAUGAGCAGGGCAUCCCCGAGAUUGGCCAGCGCGUUCCUAUGAACCCACAUCUCGGUGAUGUCCAGGCUCCUUCGCCCGCUCCUGGUUCUGAUGAGUCCAAGAAGCACCACCACCGCAAGCACAGCUCUCGUGGUGGACCUCCUGGCAGCUACGGUCUUCAUGGCCACGGAGUUGCGCCCCAGGACAAGCUGGAAAAGGAUUACUACGACAAGCAUCCUGAUGCGCUGAAGAGGGAGCACAAAACACCUCUGCAUGAUCGCCAGAACGACUAUGCCCUCAGCAGUAACGAUCUGAACAAGCUCGUCAGGGACACGCGGAGUCGUGGAUCCGGCCUCGCCUCCGAGUAUAAAUCUACUCCCACCGAGGAGGUCGGCUUCCAGGCCAGUGAAGAGUAUGCUUCUCGUCUGUCUCCUCGUCCCGCUUCUGUAGCCGCCGACAAGAUUCAGCCUCUCUCGUUCAAGUCGGAGAUUACUGGUCCCGACGGUGAGAGCACUGUUCAUGUUGACGACCCCAAGCAUCCUGAAUAUCGCUCCUAUGGUGAUGAGGAACCUGCUGCCGAUGAUGAGGAUCACGAGUACACUGCGCCUAUUCUCGCUCCCGAUGAAGUUGAGAAGGAGGGCAACUUCCACCAGCAGCCUGCCGUCCACCCCCCUCCUGAACGUCGAGGUAGCGCCGGUGAGUUGGAGGAACCCACCAGCCGACCCUUGAGUCGAUCAAGUAGGCCCAAGAGCCGACCUACCAGCAUCUACAAGAACAACGAUCAAGAGUUUGUUCCUUCUCCUCUGGAUGAUGUCAAGGAGUACGAACCUCUUUUCCCCGAGGAAGCCAAGGAGUCAGAAAAGCCAGCACCUGAGAAGCCGUCUGAAAAGGCCCGGCAUUUCUUCCCCAGCAAGGACGUCUGGGAGGAUGCUCCAAGCAGUGUGCAUUAUACCGCCGAGGUCUCAACACCAGACGAGCAACCCGAGGCACAGAAGUUCGUGGACCGACCCAAGACGCCUGCUCACAUCUUUGCUCAGAAGCAAGAGGAGCUUGCAGAACAAGAGAGUGCUACCGACAUUCCCAAGGCCGAGGAAAAGCCUAUUUGGACGGAAUCAAAAGAGUCCGACUCUUUCCUCAGCGCCAAGAAGAGACCUUCUGCCGGUCGGCGAUUCCCUAGCCGAGACGUAUGGGAAGAUGUUCCAGAGAGUCAGCUGUACGAGGCUACUGUCUCUGAAACGCCAGAGGAAAAGCCCGAGAUCCUAGAGGAGAAGCCUGAGAUCCCAGAGGAAAAGCCCGAGGUCACAGAGGAAAAGAAGCCCGAGAUUCCAACCCGCCCCAAAAAGACAGAGGACCGCCCGGCUGUUCCUGAUCGACCCAAGCCCAAGAAGACCCCGAGCGACGAAGGAAAGCCAAAGCCACCUGUAUCCGACAAGCCAAAGCCUCAGAUUCCUCCUCGUCCGGAUGUCAAGUCAAAGCCCCCAGUGCCUAGCAGACCCGUCGGCAACAAGAUUGCUGCUCUGCAGGCAGGUUUCAUGAGCGACCUGAACAAGCGUCUUGCAAUUGGACCUCAAGCUCCCAAGAAAGAAGAGACGAAACCUCAGGAGGACGUCACCGAGGAGAAGGAAAAAGCCCCGCUUUCGGAUGCCCGGAAGGGCCGCGCUCGGGGUCCACAACGGCGAGCUCCGGCCCGAAGCCCCGCUGCGCCGGUCAAAUCUACGGGGCCGUCCUUGACAUUUUCAAUUCCCCAGACACUUUGGUCAAUUGACCCAGAGGGUUCUCUGUCUGUGUCUGGAGAUUCUCUGGUGCCCGAGACGCCCGAGGUUGAGCCCGAGGUUAAGCCUGAGGUUAAGCUAGAAGUUGAGCCAGAGAUACAACCAGAGGUCAAAUCGGAGGAGGCUCAGCCAGAGGUCAGGGCUCCAGAGCCUGUAGAACAGCCUGCAGAGGUCGAACCUGAAGUGGUUCAGGCUGAGACUGAGACCGCAAAGCCAGAGCCUGCACCGGAGGUUGAGGUUGAGUCUGCAGAGCCUGUUCCUCAAGAACCCGCCGUGGAACCUCAGCCUGCAGCUGAAUCCAAGGAGCCUGAACCUCAACCCGAAGCACCCAAAGAGAUCAAGCCUGAAGAGAACAAGCCUGCGGAGGAAAAGACACUCGUCGCCAACACGGCUGGUGAGAGUAUCCUAGAAACGACGGUCGAAAAGAAGGAUGGUGCAGUUGACCCAGUUGAGGUCACUGAUCAAGUGAAGCAGUAAUAGAGGACGCCAGACCCGUACAAUACAUUCAUUUAUGGAGUAAUCCAAUGACUGGUAAUAUACAUAGCAAGUACAAUACAAAUCGUUACCUACGUGCCCACUUAUCUUCAUCGACGCCUCUUCUCUCCCUCUCGACAAGCUUGUCAAACUCUUGUUGAGCUUGUUCCUUAGGUAGGGACUUUUCCUCGUCGGCGUUGCUGAACGAAUAGCUGUCGCUAGAAUUUGAAGAGUUUCCCCAACUCUGUGACUCUGAUUUCUGUGCCCAACCACGAGGUUCCUGUUGAGUCUGAGGCUGCUGAGACUGUUGUCGAAUGCGAUCCCAUGCUGACCCAGAGACGGAGCUGGUGGGCUGAUUUCGAGCGGAGGAGGCGACGGGCGAAGCAUCAUCGUCAUCGAGGACAUCCCAAUCAUGAUCAUCAGACUGACUCUGCUGUGUCUGCUGUGUAGGGACUUGUGUUCUGUUCCAGGGAGUGUUGUAGCGAGGCUGCUCUGAGCGAUCGGUUUCUUCGUUGCCCCACGAACCCUCCUCCUUCGGUGUCUUCUUGAAAGGCACCCUUGCUGAAGUAGGAUUGGCCAUGACCUGCUCGACUCGCUUGCUGGCAUCCUUGGUGAACUGCUCCAGCCUUGAAUCCUGCGCCAUGGCGCUCUCAACUCGGAUAAAGUUGACAGUGCGGAAGAUGGGCUCAACCAUGAGCAUCGUGACGGCAGCGUAUGCCGUGAAGCGUAGCGUGUGCCAUGUGAAUCGUGGGUAUCGACCGUGGAUCUUUUUGUUGGUAAAGAUGCUCGUCGCCUCGUUGGGGUUGAAUCGACCGCCUAGCUUGGGCUUGUAAAAUGGGAAUUGCCAGGUGUUGCGGCCUCGGUAGGUCAUGUAUGCGGCGAGUCCGACGGUGAUGUACUUGGCGGCGGCAUUGUUGUGGAUGUUGUUGAGGGUGUACUCGGCGAUUGCUUUAACCUCUUGGUCCUCUAGCUCACGGCCGAGAGUAGAUGCAAAUCCGGAGACUCUAGAGGUUGCAACGAGGAGGUUCCAAUCGCGCUUGUACCCGAUGAGCGAGACGUAGAAGGGAGGGGAGUAUUCAUGGAACAGUCGGUUGAUCUGGUCUUGCACCCUCGGUUGGUACUGGUCGCGCUGAGCUAGAGCUUGUUGGCGCCAUUCCUCCAUCGAGUGCUUGUAAGCCUCGCGGGUCGGGCCACUGGGAGCAUUCAUGGUUGCUCAAUUGACGAAAUCA
Messenger RNA from Fusarium vanettenii 77-13-4, 4022 nucleotides. RefSeq lists its product as uncharacterized. The record is from RefSeq and is a predicted model, not a curated record. NCBI's taxonomy places the organism in Eukaryota, Fungi, Ascomycota, Sordariomycetes, Hypocreales, Nectriaceae. The coding region runs from base 1 to 2796 and encodes 931 amino acids. The transcript is spliced from 2 exons.